AUGGUAAUUGUCAUAAGAUUUGUGAACAAGGAUGGCCAGAUAAUUGAAAGGUUUUUAGCUUUGGCUCAUGUAAAAAAAACUACAUCAGUUUGUUUGAAAGAGGCAAUUGACUCCGUAUUUGCUAAGUUUAAGUUACCUUUGUCGAGAUUGAGAGGCCAAGGAUACGAUGGAGCAUCAAACAUGCGAGGUGAAUGCAAUGGAUUGAAAGCACUAAUUUUAAAGGAAAAUCCAUCAGCUUGGGCUGAUAUGAUUCGAAAAAUUGAGCACGAUAGACUAGUUGAAAUGAUAGAGAAUGGGGAAAUUGGUACUGGUAGAGGCCAAAAUCAAGAAACUUCUUUGAAGAGACCAGGUGAUACUCGAUGGGGAUCUCAUUAUGUCACCGUGAUUCGUCUUGCAAAUAUGUGGCAGUCAGUAACCGAAAUAGAGAAUGUGAAAGAAAGCUUGAGAUCAUUUCGAGAAUUUGGAUGGGAUACUUUCUUGCAAGAAGUGAAUGAUUUUUGUGGGGCAAAUGACAUUUCAAUAACAAACAUGGAUGAUGAUGCUCCAAAGCGGAUUAGUAAGAGAAAUGGUUCAAACAUCAAGAACUACCAUCAUUAUCGCGUUGGAAUAUUUUUUCAGGUCGUCGACUUACUUACACAAGAGAUGGAAAAUCGUUUCUCUGAGGCAUCCACAGACUUGCUAAGUUGUAUGGCAUGCCUCGAUCAAAAAAAUGAUUUCGCUGCUUUUAAUGUUCAUAAGCUUGUUCAUCUUGCUACUCUUUACCCAAAGGACUUCACAUCGACUCAACAUACUGAAUUGUUUAAACAACUUGAAACUUUUGUUGAUGUUGUGAGAAGAGAUGCACGAUUGAAUGGUAUUGAAGAUUUGGCUAGCCUAUCUCAGAAGAUUAUUGAAACCACGAAAGAUAAAGUUUUUCCGUUGGUUUAUCGUCUAAUUGAGUUGGUAUUGAUCUUACCUGUAGCGACUGCAUCUGUUGAAAAAGUAUCUUUAGCAAUGAAAUUUGUCAAGACUGACUUGCGGAAUAAGAUGGGAGAUGAGUGGUUGAAUGACAGUUUGUUUAGUUCUGAGUUUAGUUUCCCGUUCCGAAGGUAG
This is a messenger RNA of Salvia splendens (bonfire salvia), 1092 nucleotides long. RefSeq lists its product as uncharacterized. The transcript is spliced from 5 exons. Bases 1 to 1092 code for a protein of 363 amino acids. NCBI's taxonomy places the organism in Eukaryota, Viridiplantae, Streptophyta, Magnoliopsida, Lamiales, Lamiaceae. The record is from RefSeq and is a predicted model, not a curated record.